Cladocopium goreaui is the source of this 345-nucleotide messenger RNA. The record is from the annotation of a GenBank genome assembly. Lineage: Eukaryota; Dinophyceae; Suessiales; Symbiodiniaceae.
AUGACCUCCCCGCGUUUGGAGAUGCCGCCGCCACCUCCCGAAGCGCCGCAGUCGGCACGGGAGAAUCGGGACCGGGCGCCGCGGCAGCGGCUGCAGGACGCGGAAGCCGCGGAAGCGGAUGCGCUGGAUGAGAAAAUGGCCAAGACUACCCAGUCGUGCUUCGCCCAUGCCCGUGCCGAGGCGGUGGCUCGCUUGGCCACUCCCAAGGAGCCGGGUGCAAGCGAGAGGACUCAGAGGCGCGCAUUGAGCCGUGAAUACGCUGCCUACGCCCUUGGGGCCGCAGUUGUUACGUUGAGUUCCAGUAAGGUCCAAAGUUGGUGGGCCAAUGACCCAGCAGGUAUUUAA